AUGGAAACCCACGACUCCCCCAACCCCACCGGCCCAUUCAGCACCUUCACCGCCUCUCCCCCCUCCCCUCCCCCCUCCCCUCCACCCCCCCUCGACACCCACACCUGCCGCAUCUGCCUCGACCAAGUCCCGCCCCCCUACGCCCCCGACCCCGAGCUCGGCCGCCUCAUCUCCCCCUGCACCUGCAAGGGCUCCUCCCGCUUCGUGCACCAAGGCUGCCUACAGCAAUGGCGCACUCUCUCCGCAAACCAGACAAACUUCUACCAAUGCCCCACCUGCCACUACCAGUACCGCUUCCGCCGCCUCAAGCUCGCGGCCAUCAUCGGCUCCCCGGCCCUGCGCUUCGGGCUCACGAGCAGCAUCAUGGUGCUGGCCGUGUAUCUGCUCGGCUUUGUGGCCGAGCCGAUCAUCAACACGUAUCUUGACCCGCCGGCGCUGUUCCUCGGCCGUUCUGGUGGGAGCACGGCGGCGGCGGUGCAGCAGCCGCUGUCGCUGACGGGGCGGGCCGGCGGCGUGGUGGAGCAUAUGCUGAAGGGCUUUGCGUCGCUGGGGCUGCUGGGCUUUCUGAAGGUGGUGUAUCUGCUGCCGAAUCCGGUGUGGAACCUGCGCAGUAGUGGGAUUGGGAGCGGGAUUGGGCGGUCGGGGAGGGAUCGGGCGGCGCAGAUUAGUUGGGUGGUGGUUGCGAUUGGGGUGGUGAACUUCUUUAUAUUUACGUGGGGGCAGGUGGGGGGGUGGGUGAAGGGGUGGAUGGAGAAGGCUGCUGAUGAGAUCUUGGAGGUGAGCCAUGAGGAGGAGGGGGAGGGGAAAGGGGGGAAGGACGAGUAG
Messenger RNA from Morchella sextelata, 825 nucleotides. RefSeq lists its product as uncharacterized. Bases 1 to 825 code for a protein of 274 amino acids. The record is from RefSeq and is a predicted model, not a curated record. NCBI's taxonomy places the organism in Eukaryota, Fungi, Ascomycota, Pezizomycetes, Pezizales, Morchellaceae. The transcript has a single exon. Gene Ontology annotation, molecular function: zinc ion binding.